CUCCACCCACACCGCCUCACCCAGCUGUUGUUGUCAGAUAAACGUAAUUUUUUUUUUCUUCACUCGACCAAAAAUAAACUAAUGGAGCCAGCGCUAUUGCAUCGGGAGCAAACCGGAUAAAUUAAUAUUAUCUUUUUAACACAUCGAGCUGAAAUGGCAUCAGCGCCGGUCUCAGCUCCGGCGGCCGCUCACUUGGCCUCCAAGGUGGAGCUGACCAUCUCCUGUGAAAACCUGAUGGACAUGGACGUCUUCUCCAAGUCUGACCCUCUGUGCGCUCUUUACAUCAACACUUCAGGCUCCCACUGGUAUGAGUUUGGCCGCACAGAGAUGAUCCUGAACUGCCUUAACCCAAAGUUUGCCAGGAAGUUUGUCAUCGACUACUACUUUGAGAUGGUGCAGAGGCUGAGGUUUUGCGUGUACGACAUCGACAGUGAUACCUAUGAUCUGAGUGAUCAUGAUUUCUUGGGGGAGCUGGAAUGCACCCUCGGUCAGAUAGUUUCCAACAAGCAGAUGACCCGACCAUUGUUGCUGAAGGACAGGAGACCUGCGGGCCAUGGGACCAUUACUAUCAGUGCUGAAGAGAUAACAGACACAAGAGUGGCGCACUUUGAAGUGUCAGCACUCAGGCUCGACAAAAAGUUUCUGUGGUGGUCCGAUCCCUUCCUGGAGUUCUACAAGCAAACAGAAACAGGGUGGCAGCUGGCACACAGGACAGAGGUAGUUCAAAACAACAGGAAUCCAGUAUGGAGGCCUUUCCGCAUUUCACUGCGAGCUCUCUGUGGGGGGGACGUGGAAAAACCAAUAAAGGUCGAUUGCUAUGACAACCGCAUGAACGGCUCCCAUGACCUUAUCGGCAGCUUUAGAGCCUCACUAGCCGAGAUGCUAACAGGAGCACACAGUUCACAGGCUGAAUUUGAGUGCAUAAACUCCAAAAAGACAAAAAACAAAAAAUAUAAAAACUCUGGGAUCAUUUGUAUAAAACGCUGCCAGGUGGAGAAGGAAUAUAGCUUCCUGGAUUAUGUUAUGGGAGGAUGUCAGAUCAACUUUACGAUUGCCAUUGAUUUUACAGGCUCCAACGGGGACCCCAUGUCCCCUCAGUCACUCCAUUACAUCAACCCUGAGGGCUAUAAUGAAUACCUGCAGGCCAUCUGGGCUGUAGGUAACGUCAUCCAGGACUAUGACAGCACGAAGAUGUUUCCAGUGUUUGGAUUUGGAGCUCAGAUUCCUCCAUCAUUGCAGGUUUCUCAUGAGUUUCCCAUCAACUUUAAUCCAACGAACCCCUUCUGUGCAGGGAUAGAGGGGGUAGUGCAGGCCUACCAGCAGUGUCUGCCUCAGGUGAAGCUGUGGGGUCCUACCAACUUCGCUCCAAUCAUCAGGCAUGUGGCCUGCUUUGCCAGACAAGCUCUCCGACAGAACAUGGCAUCACAAUACUUCGUGCUGCUCAUCCUCACAGACGGAGUGAUCACAGACAUGGACUUGACGCGCAACGCCAUCGUGGAGGCCUCGCACCUGCCUAUGUCUAUUAUCAUAGUGGGCGUCGGAGGUGCGGACUUCGACGCCAUGGAGUUCCUGGACAGCGAUGACCGACUGCUGCUCUCUGCAACGGGAGAGGCUGCCGCCAGAGACAUUGUGCAGUUUGUGCCUUUCAGACAAUUUCACGGAAACGGUGUGGCCCUCGCCCAGAGUGUCCUGGCAGAGCUUCCUGAUCAAGUGUCAUCCUUCUUCAAUGCUUACAAACUAAAACCACCAAACACCUUCAAUAACCCUCCGCCAUCCUAAUCCUUCCUAAUGGCAAGAGGUUAUACAUCUAUUCUGUUGAUCAGAGAUCACCCCUGCUUCUCCUCCAGGCUUUAUAGCAAUUUAGCAUGAAACUGUGCAAAAUAAAACACCUACCUCUCUGACUGAAGUUGAAUUAAAUCAAAUAAAUCCAAUCAGACCUAACUGAAAUUCUGGUGCCAUACCUGCAAGAUUUUACAAAAACUCAGUCACAGUA
Molecule: messenger RNA, 1993 nt
Organism: Cyprinodon variegatus (sheepshead minnow)
Lineage: Eukaryota; Metazoa; Chordata; Actinopteri; Cyprinodontiformes; Cyprinodontidae
Product: copine-3-like
Exons: 16
Coding region: 154-1779 (541 amino acids)
Biological process (GO): ERBB2 signaling pathway; cellular response to calcium ion
Cellular component (GO): plasma membrane
Molecular function (GO): calcium-dependent phospholipid binding; receptor tyrosine kinase binding
Source: RefSeq, a predicted model, not a curated record